AUGAUCGAGCUGGGCCUCGCUGACGGCAGCCUGAUUGACGAGCUGAUAGAGCUGACGGCACAGAGCCUCGGUCAGCUGGAGAUCCAGGAGCACUUCAACAUCAUCAAGGAGAUCGGCCGAGGGAAAUACGGCAAAGUGCUCCUGGUCACACAUCGCUUCAGGGGGACUCCCAUGGCCUUGAAGGUGAUGCCCAAGGCCUCGACGAAGCUGCAGGGCUUUCUGCGCGAGUACUGCAUCUCCUUACACCUGUCCUGCCACCCCUGCAUCGUGGGCCUCUUUGGCAUCGCCUUCCAGUCAAACGAGCACUACUGCUUCGCCCAGGAGCUCGUCAUCGGGAGGGACCUGUUCGCUGUCAUCCAGCCCAAGGUGGGUAUCCCAGAAUCUUCUGUAAAACGCUGUGUCCUCCAGAUCGCUAGCGCUCUGGAGUUCAUCCACAGCCACGGCCUGGUCCAUCGCGACAUCAAGCCUGAAAACAUCCUCCUGUUGGACAAUCGCUGCUGCCAGGUCAAGCUGGCGGACUUCGGACUGGCUCAGAAGAGAGGCACUCUGAUACGCUUCAUCACGGGAACCCUGCCCUACAUGUCUCCGGAGCUCUGUACCGUGGCCCUGACGGAGGGCCAGAAAGAAGUGACCGCUCCUCCAAUCAGCGUGGAGCCCAGCCUGGACACCUGGGCCUUCGGGGUGGUUAUCUUCUGCAUCCUCACGGGUUACUUCCCCUGGGAGCGCUGCCUGGACUCAGACGACUUCUACCAGGAGUUUGCGGACUGGUGCCGAAUGGAGGAGAGACCCAACACUGAGGAGGACGUUCCUCCCUUGUGGAGAAGGUUCACUCCGGAGGCCAUGGAGAUGUUCGGAAAGCUCCUGGCCCUGGAUGUAGAGCAGAGGUGUACAGUGGGGGAAGUGAGAGCGUAUGUGGAGAAGGACUGGCUUAAGAAGGUAAAUGGAAUCGGGCAGCAGCCAUCAGCAGAAGAAGUCAGUGCCUCUGGGGAUAAUCCCGGGUCUGGUGAAGGGGAGGUAACGACUAAUGCUUAG
Molecule: messenger RNA, 1032 nt
Organism: Cyclopterus lumpus (lumpfish)
Lineage: Eukaryota; Metazoa; Chordata; Actinopteri; Perciformes; Cyclopteridae
Product: serine/threonine-protein kinase SBK1
Exons: 3
Coding region: 1-1032 (343 amino acids)
Biological process (GO): peptidyl-threonine phosphorylation; peptidyl-serine phosphorylation
Molecular function (GO): ATP binding; protein serine/threonine kinase activity
Source: RefSeq, a predicted model, not a curated record